Messenger RNA from Naegleria fowleri, 2100 nucleotides. RefSeq lists its product as uncharacterized. Gene Ontology annotation, molecular function: protein binding. The record is from RefSeq and is a predicted model, not a curated record. The transcript is spliced from 2 exons. Gene Ontology annotation, biological process: synaptic signaling. Lineage: Eukaryota; Heterolobosea; Eutetramitea; Acrasida; Naegleriidae. Bases 1 to 2100 code for a protein of 699 amino acids. Gene Ontology annotation, cellular component: plasma membrane.
AUGAACAAGGGAAGAGAGGCGAUUCUUAGAUGGUGUCAACGAAACUCCUAUGGCUAUGAAGGAGUAGAGAUUGACAACUUUGACACAUCAUUUGCCGAUGGAUUAGCAUUUUGUGCCUUGUUAGAUAGUCAAAGACCAGAUCUCCUCAAAGACUCUGGACUCGAAUGGAAUGACUUGUUACGUGACUUUACUCGUCUCGAGCGUUUGGAAUGGGCAUUCGGUAAAGCAGAUGAAAUUGGCAUUCCUCGUUUACUCGAUCCAGAAGAUAUUGAUGCCGAACGUCCUGAUUCUAAAGUUGUGAUCACCUACCUCUCCGGAAUGAUUAAAUUCUUUCAAGAGGAUUCUGCUGUGGAUGAAGCACAAGUGGAAAAACCAACAGGAUCCUUUGCUGCAGCCAUUGAUGAUUUGAUUUCUUCCUCAAAGAAGGAAUCUAAAUCACCAAAAUCAUCUCCCUCAGUCAAUUCUACUAGUUCAGAAAAGAAGCCAAACACGGUUCCAAAACUCAACAGCCAAGACUCAACAACCAAUUCUUCUACUUCUUCUUCUGCCACCUCAAGUCCUGCUAAAAAAGAAGUUCCUCUCGAAAAGCAAUUGGAAAAUCUUGAAAAGAUGUUCCAAAAGGGACUCCUCGAUCAAGCAGCCUUUGAAAAGGGUAAACAAAAGAUUAUGGAAAAGAUGAAGGAACAACAAGCUCAAUUGAGUGCUCGUAGUGAUCAUUCCUCCAAUUCCGAGUCAUCGACUUCAUCUUCUCAAAGCAAUGAUCCACAUGUUGAUAAGACUGCCAAAGCCAUUGCAAAUUUACAAAAACUCUACGAGAAGGGAACACUCUCCGAAGAAGAAUAUAAAAAGGCUUUGGAGAAGUUAAAGGCAAAGCAAGGAAAUAAUACUCCUUCUUCGACUGCCAAUGGUGCUACGACGGCUACCACUACUACUACUGCUACGAGCAAUGGAGACUCUUCCUCAAUUGAUACCUCCAAAUUCUCUCCUGAUCAAUUGAAACAAUACGAAAAGUUGAGCAAGAUGUAUUCAGGUGGAUUGUUGAGUGAUGCCGACUAUCAAAAGGCUUUGAAUAACUUGUUGGAUAAGGUGAAUAAGGGUUCAUCAUCUUCUCCUGCUACAAACUCUCCAAGAACUCCACCUGUUUCUACUCCUACUUCUUCUUCAAGCAAUUCAUCUUCCUCAACCUUCAAAUCAUCUGUUCCAUUGGAUAAGAUUCAAGACACCAAGAAAUUAAACAAUUUGAAGACUCUCCUCAAUAAGGGAAUUAUGACUGAAGAAGAAUUUGAGAAAUCCGUUCAGAGAUUGUACCAACAAGAACAAGAAAAACAGAAUGCUCCUGCAACCUCACCCACCACACAACCACAACCAUCAUCUGCUGCUACUUCUUCUGAACUCGAUAUUGAUAUUGAUAACGUGAAAGAGGAAGAUUUAGAUGAAAAGACAAGAGGACGUUUAAAGGCCAUUGAAAGAAUGUACAACGCUGGUCUCUUCAAAGAUAAUGAAUAUGCUCAUUCCAGAAGAAAGAUUAUCCUACAAGGAUUGCAAGAGAAUGGUGGAUCAUUCCCCAAGUCAUCAGCAAGUACCACUUCCACUACUGCUACUUCCGCUACGAGUAGUGCUGUUGCUGCUACUACUAGUACUGAAAAGAAGCCACCUGUUUCUUCUUCUACUAGUAGUACAACAAGCAACACACCUUCUUCAACCUCCUCCACUCCAUCUCAACCUAGAAAGAGAACUGAAAGUGUUCUCAUUCAACAGCCAAAUCUUCCUAAGGAGAUGAACGCAGACAUUGAAGAUUACAAAAUGCUCUAUGAAAAGUUAUUACUCGAACACAAGAAAUUGGCUGAAGAAUUUGAUGAAUUGGAAGAGGAGUAUUCUGGAUUGCAAGAACAAUUAUCUUCUUUGUAUGAGCAAUCUUCAACAAAGAAGACAGAAGCUCCAAAGGAAGAAGUCCCAGAAGAGUUGUUGCCAAUUAUUAAGAAGAUUGUAUUGAGAAAGAAGACUUCUAUGGGUAAAUCAUUUGAUGUCAUUGUGAUUUAUCCAAACAGUGAUGACAAUGGAAAUCAGGUCUUGAUGACUGAAAAGGUGAACAUUCAUUAA